CCUCCCCCCCACAGACCCGCUGUUCACUCGCGCCGGUGUCUAACGGAGGCGUCUCACUCUCACUGUCUCCUCACUGUCUCCUGUCUCCUCUCGUUAACACCGCCCACAUCACGGACACCGGGACCAGGUUUGUGUCUCCAUGUCCCUGGAUUUGUAGGAGAGGAUACUACCCGCUUUAACCCGGGACAACGGUGAUAACCGGGAUAUAACUGUGCUCUCGGUGCUGGACGGAGGACGACAUGCUGCUGUCCAAGCUCAACUCUCUGGCUCACAUCUCCACCGGGGACAUCCCGAAGAUCCAGCUCCAGGUCCACCCAGUGAAGGAGAAGGAGGCGUUUGAGAAGCUGUACCAGGUCGGUCCGGUGCUAGGCAGCGGAGGGUUCGGAACCGUCUACUCCGGCACGAGGCAGUCCGACGGAGCUCCGGUUGCUGUCAAACACGUGUCCAAGGACAGAGUGUCUGAGUGGGGGGAGCUGCCCAACGGCUGCCGGGUCCCGAUGGAGAUCUUGCUGCUGAAGAAGGUCGGGUCGGGCUUCCGCGGCGUCAUUAAGAUGCUGGACUGGUUCGAGCGACCGGACAGCUUCAUCAUCGUGAUGGAGAGGCCUGAAAACGUCAAGGAUCUAUUCGACUUCAUCACGGAGAAAGGUGCCUUAUCGGAGGAGCUGGCGAGGAACUUCUUCCGCCAGGUGCUGGAGGCCGUGAGACACUGCCACAGCUGCGGCGUGGUGCACCGGGACAUCAAGGACGAGAACAUCCUGAUCGACCUCCGCACCGGAGAGAUGAAGCUCAUCGACUUCGGAUCCGGAGCCCUGCUGAAAGACAACAUCUACACCGACUUCGACGGCACCAGAGUGUACAGCCCACCAGAGUGGAUCAAAUAUCACCGCUAUCACGGCCGCUCUGCCACCGUGUGGUCCCUCGGGGUCCUGCUCUAUGACAUGGUGUGUGGGGACAUUCCAUUUGAACAUGACGAGGAGAUCACGAGAGGACAGGUCCUCUUCAGGAGGAGGAUCUCCACAGAAUGUGAACAGCUGAUCAAAUGGUGUCUGUCUCUGCGGCCGGCCGACCGUCCGUCCUUCGAGGACAUCACCAAUCACUCGUGGAUGCAGAGCACGUCCUCCUCCGUAGUCCCGUUCACGGUGCCGACGGAGAAGACCAGCACGGAGAUCCGGCUGCACAGCAUCAGCCACGAGUCCCCCGCCUUCACACCCAUCGCCUUCACUCCCACCGCCGUGGCCGUGGCUCGGUGAUGGAGGCCAACGGUUCGUCCUGAACUUGGACUGGACUGACACCAGAGACCGUUACAAAAGACUUGUGUAACGGACCUGAAGGCGGCGCACGGGCCGACGGUCCCGACACCAGCGGGAGCACGGUGUACCGGACUGCACGCGGAGGAAACCGAGGUCACGACUAAACCAUCAUGCCUUGGUUUCAACUGGCAGGCCAGACCCUGUCCACCCUGUCCACCCAACUACUGGAUGUUGUGGGUGUCUCUCAGUCUGGGGGGGGGCGUGCUCCAUGCUCACGGACACCUGCGAUGAGCAAACACAGAGGAUGCGCUCGCCGUUGUGCUGAAAAGGAAGCGGCCAGUCUGCGUUAUGUAACCUCUGGCUGUACUCUGCUGUCUCUCUACUCUCUGUGUCACAGUGCAGAGUGGUGGGGGGGGCGGGCCUUUCAGUCAGAGGACUUUCUGAAGUGCCUUCUGUGAGAUUGUUGGGGGACCCUGAAAAUACUUGAAUUUGUGAAAGCAACGAGAAUCUUCUGCUCCUUCUCCUCCCUACGAGGCUUUCUGUCGUUUACUGCUGUUGUGUUCUCCUCUCAUGGGCCUGGAUCAGUACAGCCCACUGCUAGCAACACUGCUAGCACUACUGCUAUCACCACUUCUAGCACCUCUGCUAGCACCACUGCUACAGCUAACCAGACAACCUCAGAGCUCCGGCAGCAACCGGUGCAAACAGAAACACUGGACUUACCUCACUCCCUUUACUGCAGCAUCAUCCACAACCUCUGCUUCCUCUUCUUCUCCUGUUGGACUCCACACACACACACACCUGAGUGCACAGCACAAUGCAAACCUAACCCUAACCCAGAUACAACAUCCUCUGCUCUCCUGUUCAAACAGUGCCUCACACAGGUCUAUACAUUCAGUGGGGACUAGAGCUGUAAAUAAUACUGAUAUUUAUUGUUGUUGUGACUCCUUCCUCACACUCAAUGAGAGCAGAGUUUAUCUCCUUCCUCACACUCAAUGAGAGCAGAGUUUAUUUAUUUAUUUAUCAGAGAAUUCUGGCUGUCUGUAUGUAUUUCAUUCCACAGUCACUGAAGGGCCCACGCAUUAUUUAAAACCACACACAGAGACCAGAUGAACUUCUCAAACCAUAUUUAUGGCAUGACGUUUUUAAAAGAGCAGGUGUGUGUGUGUGUGUGUGUGUGUGUGUGUGUGUGUGUGUGUGUGUGUGUGUGUGUGUGUGUGUGUGUGUGUGUGUGUGUGUGUGUGUGAUGUAAAUAACGUGUAAAUAGUCCCAAAAGAACUUCCAUCUUCAUUUGUCGAAGCAUUGAAUGUCUACUGAUGGUAAUUGGUUGUGUUAUGCUGUGUGUGUGUGAAAGAACUCUUCUGGUUUCAUGAUUGCGGCUUGGAUUUUUUUUUUUUUUCAUCCAUUCAAAUUAGAGUUGUAAAUUGUUAGAAACUAUUUUUAUACGAUUUGAAUAAAUAUUUUUUUAACUAUGA
Messenger RNA from Sebastes umbrosus (honeycomb rockfish), 2725 nucleotides. RefSeq names its product Pim-1 proto-oncogene, serine/threonine kinase (gene pim1). The record is from RefSeq and is a predicted model, not a curated record. Gene Ontology annotation, biological process: protein autophosphorylation; negative regulation of apoptotic process. Gene Ontology annotation, molecular function: ATP binding; protein serine/threonine kinase activity. Bases 240 to 1250 code for a protein of 336 amino acids. The transcript has 6 exons. Gene Ontology annotation, cellular component: cytoplasm. NCBI's taxonomy places the organism in Eukaryota, Metazoa, Chordata, Actinopteri, Perciformes, Sebastidae.